Xyrichtys novacula (pearly razorfish) is the source of this 15724-nucleotide messenger RNA. The record is from the annotation of a GenBank genome assembly. Lineage: Eukaryota; Metazoa; Chordata; Actinopteri; Labriformes; Labridae.
CACAGUCUCCCCCUAUCGGCGCACUCAAGGUACCGUCAGUGAUGGUGAGAAAAAUCCCUUCUCUUUUACGAUCUUAGAUGGUAAAGCUAUGGAAGUAAAUGUGUGCCAUCUGACUUUGAAUUUCUAAAGCUGAAUUUUUUUUUGCAUCAAAAUCAGACCUUGAAUUUCAAAACCAUCGAAUUUCAAGCGCACAUUUUUAUUUCUAAAGGUCCUUACACACAGGGAGCGUUUUUUUUGUGCGGUUAUUUUGGACGGCAAUGUUUUUUCGAACCUGUAUCCUGUCAAUACAAGUGUUCACAUAAGCAACGUUUUCCCGUCCUGUGAUAUUGCUGCUUUUUUUCAUAUCACAGUCGAAUUUUCUAAAGUUUCGCAUACUGUGUGUCCACUUCUGACCAAUCAGAUUUCAUGUUGUUGCCACAUCAGAUUCACCGGUAUAUCCAACAUGGCCGACCAGCUGAUUGUUUACAUGUCAGAGAACAGAGUGCUUUUUGAUAAAACACAAAUAUUACAAAGAUAACAACCUGAAGGACAACCUUUGGAGAGUCAAAGCGUCGGAUUUCUCUUGUGACGAUGGUUUGUGUGCUUUAACAGUUUGCUAAACAUCUUUGUUUCAACUUUCGUCUGUGCUAAAUAACUUUAGCUCGUAAGCUAACCUGUUCAGAUACAACAUACCAUAUGUAUUUUCACUGUCUCAAACUCACUUGCGUUGCUGUCACAGCACCAUUAGGUCUGUGUUGUUACAUUACGUUUGUGGAUUAUAGUUUAAUGUGCUUAUCUGGUACUGGCCCAACUCAGUACAUGCUAUCACGACAGACAGCCAUCUCAACACUAGUGUCUAAUCAGAACUGAAAACAGUCAGUCUGCUGUUGUGUCAGUCUUCUUGCUUCCACCCGGGAUGCAUCUUUUUUCCCCCUGGAAAGUUGCAAAAUCACAUCGGGCUUGAUGUGUAUAGUCAGGCGCUUCAAAACUCUCCUCCGAAUAUUUCAUAAUUUUGCAUUGGCCAUGGUGUGUAAGGACCCUAACACUUUUUUUUUCACAAUGAUGAAAUAAAUUUUUGUGUAAAAAAAAUCGGUCUCUCAAAAUAUUCAUGUAGUAAAAAUUUGACUGAAAAAAACAAUGUAAAAAAAAAAAUUAACAUAAAAAAAAUUAAGUGUAAAAAAAUGAAGUGUAAAACAGACCGACACAACAUCCAGGUAAUCAGGGAGAAACAAUCGAUUCCUCAAUCUUCCACUCGGGUUGGUGCCACACGACCAGUCUAGCAUUAUUGGCUGGAUGAUGGAUGAUUGAGCCAGGAAUCGACUGCUUCUCCCUGGUUGAGUCGAUCUGUUUUACACUGAAUUUUUGACACUAGUGGUCUGUGUCACCGCAGCUGGUGUGGUGGUUGAGGAAAGCUCUGAAGAUGGUCUUUACAUCCUGUCUGGAUACGCUUGUUUCCAAAUCUUUGAUAAAAGACAAACUCAGUUCAGUUUGUCCCUGAAAUAGAUAUUGUUUGCUCUCCAAUAAAGCCCUUCUGCAAGUACACGUACAUACGUCCACCUCCCUUUAAAAAUUGCAGUAGUCUUCUGUAUGUUUUCCCUGUGUUGUGCGGGUUUUGUCCGGGUGCUUUGGUUUUUCCCAACAAUCAGAUGAAUGAAAGAAAAAAUAUUAAUACAUAAAUAAAUGUAUAAAUCAAGGAACCUAAAUCAAUCAAUAUAUUCAUUAUAGAAAUGCGCAAAUGAAUGGAUGGGGGGGGGGGGGGGGGUAUCAAUUCAGCAAAUAAAACCAAGUAUCGCCAUCAUAAAAAUUAUAGUUCAUGGUGCAAAGCUUAUUAGUCCCUGCAUCUAGUGCCAUUUUUUUUAUAACUAUACUUAGUUCUAAUAAAACAUUGUGAGUUUCUUGAACAAGUUGUAUCAAGUUCCCCUGAAAAUGGUGUUUUAAUGACUAAUAUUGUAUUUUCUAUCUAACAACUAUCAAAACAACAAUGUUAAUUAGGGAUUAACAUUAUCUUAUCUUAUCUUAUCGUUUGUGGAAUUGGGAGGAUUAUUUGCACACUACUCCAUACUGCCUUUUAAAACUUUACCUUUUAUGUGCCUUGGAACCAUAGACUGUAUAUAGAUAUAUAUUGACUGCCUCUGGCUUAGCCUGCGAUACGUCUAUCGUCAUAUGCAACCAGCUCAUAUUGCCAUGGCAACCUGUGAGCCUCAGGGCAGGCCCACACCUGAGACAAAUUCACCAAUCAGGGACUGCUCUGACAUUUCUGCAUCAUUGAAUCAUAUUACAGCAAUUUGAUAAUAUGCUGACUCUUCAUUAAAAUCCCUAUUAGGGUCAUGUGCUUUAAAGCAUUUCUGGUGUUAGAAUAUGCCCCUCAUUUGUGUGUAUUAGCUGAGCAUUAGUAUGUGUUUUUUUCCAGAGAGAUGAAUAUUUUUCACAAACUGCACCACUAAAUGCAACAUGCAUAUUGUCUUAAAUAGUUUGUCCAGUUUGUGGUGCAGAAGUAUGUUGCAGCAAGGUUUUUUUUUUAUGUGUUUAACAAAAACAGACAUUUCUAUUCUAAAUUUUGUUAAUCAUGCACUAAUUUUUGAAAUAUUCAUAUUUACAUUUCCAAUAGGUCAGACAUGCUUAAAACCUAAUAUUACAUACUGAACCUUUAAUUGCGUGCUAAGAAUGUCAUAAAGAAUACUCACAAAAGCUUUCUGAAGUAUCCAAAAAAAAAACAGAUUUACAACCCACUAAACCCACAUCAACAAAGAGGUCCAGCCAGAUCUUUUAUUUGGGGAUAAAUGUAAACUCAUUUCUCAUUGUUAAUAUGUCAGAAUUUAUGGUUGGCACUUCUAGUCUCUUGUUUCCUGACAGCUUUCCAUUUCAAACACUGGGUGGCAGGCUUGUCUAACUUGAAAAUGCAAGUGAAGAGAGACUGUUAAAGGAGGCUUUUGUGGUUAAAAAUGUCCUUCAUGUAAGCCGCUGAAAUAAUGUUGCUUUUCAGUCUCAUGGACAACAGGCAUAUGUAUAUAUAAAUAUAUAUAUGCAUAUAUAUGUAUAUAGCUGCUAUUUGCUAGGUCAAUCUAAAGUUAGGCUGACUCAGCAUUUCAGUAUAGCAGGCAUUAUUAAUGGGUAUUCUGCUUCAGAUCAUCAAUGGGUGAUGUGUCUAAGAAAUUAAGCCAUUUUUAUACAGUAGAAUAGAUGAUUACCACCUAAGUGCCAACAACAUUUUAGCGACAGUGCAUUUAAGCAGAUUUGGAUUUGGACUGUGCGGUCAUUCAUGUCAAUGCUGUCAUGCUUACUGGGGUUAUCCAGUCACAAGGGGACAGCUCUGAGCAUGAGGAUUCACUCUUUGCAUUAUCAUGUGUCUCCAAAUGCAUCUCCAGUCGUGAUCUGAUCUCAUCUACAUGCUUUGUAUGCAAAUACAUGGAGAGCUCCAUUCACCUUCAUUAGACUUUAAACACAUCAAAUUCCAAGAAACUGUGAUGCGGGGAGUGAGAGAUUGUUUAUUUAUAUGGAGCAGGAGGGACAGAGGAGCAGAUGAUCACAGGGUAUAAAUCUUUGUUGGAUGUGGACCAGGGGACUUGAUAAGUUUCUCUUUGAGUCUUUGGAGAUAUAACUUGUAAUAAUCAUCUUCAUCCACUUCUUCUCUUUCUCAUUAAAUGGAUGUGUUAAACUUACAAAUAGAGGUCUUUCUAGACUCAUAUCUGUUUAAAACAGCAAUCAAGCCCAUCUUAGGAAUGAUAUGCAGCAACAGGGACCUCCAAACAGUUUUAUCAAGAGAUGCAACUUCACUACUUAACAAGAUGCCUUUCUCUUAUGUAAGUGUUUUUCCACAGGCCCUGAAAACUGCUGAAAAAAUAUUACAUUUACAAUCCUCAAUUAACAGUUUUUCAACAAUUAAAUAACUUUCAGACACUGAAGAACUCCCUGAGUGUCAUCCUGUAAUGUAUUCAACCCAUCACAGUACUGAGACUGCUCUUUCUAAGGUAUUAAAUGACAUCUUUUUAAACACUAAGAGCAGAAUUUCAGGACCAGCAUGACUACACCUCAAUGCUGUAUUUGACAGUAGUUUACAAUAUAAAACUUGACUUACUGGACAACUUGGUGGGACCCUAAUACUCAACUGGUGUCAAUCUUACUUAGAGGACAGACCAAAUUUCAAAUUUCCACAUGGAGUUCCCCACAGCUCCAAGCAGUAUCUUUACAGGUCUAUCUUAACAGUAUCUUUACAGGUCUUUUUAAAAAUGAGUCAGACAACUGCAGCAGGUUGAGAGACUUGUGGCUUGUACCGACUAAAACCAAGAAAUGGGAUCACAUCACUCCAGGUCUUAUUGUCAGAGAAUAUAUUUUAUAUGUAAUUUAAAUUAUUUUACACUUGAUGGUAAAGAACUGAGAGGUUUAGGUCAAAAAUAUACUGAUUAUGUCUUCAUACAGAACAAACCACCUAGACCACUCAGGUCAACAGGGACCACCUGGUAUCUGUAUCCAGAGCUUUUGUAAGCUCCAAAUAUCUGUAACAAAUUUCCAGAAAAGACCAGGCUUAUCAAAACUCUCAGUUCUUAUAAAUUCAAGCUGAAGAGUUUUAGCUGCCUUUUGUUGAUACAUUUUAGGAAAGUAUUUUAGAAUCUGUGUAAAUCAUACAAGACUGCACUAUAACCUUGAUGCUUUAAUUUGAAAACACUCAUCACCCUGGUUUCAAUCAUGUGUAACGUGUUUUGAAUUGCCUUCUAAAAAUAAAGUGGCCUAGCCAUGCUAUGAACUUUAAGGUUCUAUAACAGCAAUUAUAAUUUCUGCCAUUUUAUAGAAAAUGCAAAAACUGUAAAUGGCCAUCAUGAAUUUAAACCUUGAACAUAAUGGCGUAGUAUCAGGUUUCAGCUGCUUCAUUUUUACUCCACAGCAGCCAAGCUCCCCCAGUCUCUCCUCAAUGCAACUUGUCAAGCUCAUGCAUAUUUUAAUUGUUGGUCCUCUGGGCCGCUAUCAGAUGGACCUUGCUAACCGAAGGGGUGGUGCUGCAGAGAUGAUGAUGAUGAUGGUGAUGAUGAUGUGUGCAUGUAGGGGCUGGGUUUUGGAAAACCAGCUACACCUGCCCCCUCCUCGCCAGGAAUGGACGAGUUAUGAGAUGAGGAGGAGAUCUAAGCCGUUCAUUCAGUUCAGCUGCAGACAAAAGCAGACUCACAAUGCCUGACUGAAACCUGGAUUCUACACUUUAAUUUGCUCUUGUGUUUAUUCAUCAGUGUUUGUCCAGACUGUUUUUUUUUCCUUUUGUAUCUGGAGAUGAUCCCAGAUCCACAGGCUCUGGCUGCAUGGUGCUUUGAACAUUAAGGAAUACUUCAACAUCAUCCUCUUGUCUACUUCUCCACUGAGUCCUCCUUGAUAGUGGAGAAAAGUGAUAAGUAAAGAUCUGUCUUUCCUCUGAGGGACCCUGUGGCACCACUGGCUGACCUGCGGUGCCACAAACACAGGAAGGAUGAGGAACCGUUCCUAGUGGAUUUUGAAUUUCGCCUAUCCCCCCAACAAAGUGUGUUAGUGAGGCAUCAAGACACAUUCUUGGGAUAAAACAAAAGAGGAAGCAGAGACACAGUCAGGAAAAUGCCUUUUGGGUUAUCAGGUUUGAAAGAACAGGUGCUGAAGCCUGGGAAGGAGGAAGUGAAGAACACAGUGGGGGACUCUUUAGGAAAACUGCAAAGGUGAGAGGGGCUGAACACAGAGUGCUUCUGGGCAGCUAUUUGAUCAGCACCUCACAGCUUUUUACGUGUUCAUUGCAUGAAAACAGCUUUUCACUCAUUUUUAAUACGCUGAACUGUGUUUCUGCAUUAUUAUGAAGGCUGAGACGGGGGAGAGCAAGCACAUUAAGCCCAGUGUGUUCCCAGAGAUCCCCACCAUAAAUAAAUAUUUGAUUUCAGUGCUAGUUAGGCAAUGCAAGUGAUGUAAUCACAGGUUUUAUUUUAAGACAUUGAUGCAUAUUUCAUAUCCGAUACAUAUUUCACGCUGGGAGUUGUGCCUGAGAUGUGGGGGUUCAAGUUGUCAUUUCUAGAGAUAAAACACCAAGUAGGCAAUUUCCUGGAAAAAAGAAUCAAUAUGUUUGCACUUUGUCAUGAAUAAUAAGAUUUACACAUGAAUAUAUGUAUUCUCUUUUCAUUUUAAACUGUCACUUAACAUAAAAUGUGAAAAAACACUGAUCUGAGCCCCCCAACCCCCUUAAAAAAUAAACUUUUCAAAAUAUGCGCUUAAAAAAAAUUGACUUAUAAACAUAUUUUGCAUCUUGACGCUGGCAUUAGCUCUGAUUUGUUGUUUUUGAAAACUAUCAUCUUGUUUCUGAACCUUUGAAAGUGACUGAUUAUAAAUCUACAAAAGGCAAGUAAUAAAAGACAAGACAGGGGUUAACUUAAGUAAUGUAGAUGUAUGAAGGAGGAUUUAUGGGACUAACUACUGAUCAAAGAGUCUCAAGUCAGAGCCAUGAAAGAUUUUUUAUUAUUUUGAAAAUUUUGGAUGGAAAAAAAAACCUUUCUUUUUCUAGCGUGAGAUUCAUGUGACACUUCUAACAAAUCUGUUGAAUUAGUGGUGAUUCAUCGAAAGUGAACUCAAAAUCACAUAAACUAGGGUGCUGUGUGUUUGCUGGAAAAGAAAUGAAGCACUGAUUACGCUGGUUUUGUUCAUUCAUUUAUGAGGGAUCUCCAUUCGUUGUGAGGGCUCAUCCAAAAUAUCAAGUUGUAGAACAGGUGUGCAGAGUGAUGCACCUGCAAGCAACCUGAUAACAGCGGUGCAGUGACCUCUUUGGUCCAAGCUUCACCUCCUGCCCUCUGUGAGAGCACAGACAGACUCGUGUUACUGUACUGCCUUUGUUUUCAGUGGAUCCUAAAAUGAUGAUUAAGUGAAUUUUAUAUUUAGGAUUCAUUUCAUUGCUGUUUUCAUUUGUAUCUUCAUUUAAAAGCAAAAAAACAAUAAUGCUGUUUUGAAAGCUGACAGCAGUGCAAAUAAUACAUACUACAGCCAUCAAAAACAAGCCACUAAAAUAACCCAAAUAACUCAAAAGCAUACACUCAAGUAACUUUUUGUGCAAGGUGCAAAUGAAAUUUCUUUCUGUAUGUGAUGUUUGACUCACACCUAAUGCUGUUUUCUCAUAGGACAGUUCUUUUAAUAGAAAAUAAAAGAAAAAAGUUUCAUAUUUAACGCCCCCUUUUGUUUGCUGCAUAGGAAAAUAGAUGGAAGCAAUGUAGAAGAGCAGGACAACAUCGAACUGACAGAGGAUGGCCGCCCUGUGGCAUCAACUCCGCGUGCUGCCCCGCUGUUUGACUGCAGCUGUGGCGGUCUCCCAAAGCGCUACAUCAUCGCCAUUCUCAGCGGCCUGGGCUUUUGCAUCUCCUUUGGCAUUCGCUGUAACCUUGGCGUGGCCAUUGUGGAGAUGGUGAACAACAACACAGUCUACAUCAAUGGAACUCCUGUGCUUCAGGUAUUUGUGAAUCUCUUUAAGGUUACCUGUCCUCAGAAGAAACUCCAACUUUAUUGAUGAGAUGAUUAGUUAGAGAUCAUGCACACGUACUGCAGCACACAGUGGCUCACCUGGCUGCCAAGUGAGGACAUAGACAUGCUGACACAAAAUACUGAUCUUAAAAUGAUUUCACUGACUUUAAAAUAAGUUUACAACAUAUACCUCCUGUAAUUUCACAGGUGGUUAUGCUGUCAUGGCAACUGAUUCUGAUCAGCAUCCUUGUGGGUCAAAUUAACGUCAAACUGAUCAGUUUGAUUCAUGGUCAAAGACAAACAUUAACCUGUUUAUAUUAAACAUAAAAUGUCUCAUCAAUCACUUUUAUCACCACCGCUUAUGGUUUGAAAUUACUUAGUAGAGACUGACAGCUAUUCUUCUGGUCAUUCAGCCCACUGAUUUACAAUACUCAUGUUUUUGCGACAUUGUCAACAGGCAGAGGUGAAAUAUCCUGGGACUUCUCUCUGCCCAUCCUUAGUGUCUUUGCUAUUGUGAAAUAAUAACUAUUGACGUUGGAUUCAGGCCAAUCAGAAUCAAGUAUUCUAGACGACAGAUUGCUUUUCCAGAAAUGUAUCUGCAGUCAGAUUUUAACAUGCUUUCUUUUAUUCCUUCAAAGAAAGCUCAGUUUAACUGGGACCCAGAGACGGUGGGGCUGAUACACGGCUCCUUCUUCUGGGGCUACAUUGUCACUCAAAUCCCCGGGGGUUUCAUCUCUAACAAGCUGUCUGCCAACAGGUGACACUGCUCGCACUGAGCACUAUAAUCUCCUCUUUGUUUAAUUAUUAGUUUGUUUUGGGGCACUUUUGCCAUACUUAAGAUAGGAUAGAAAACACGGGGGUGUACAGGACUACUCUCUGUUCAUGGUGUGGGAACCCUCUCUGGGAUGGUGUGUCCUCUGAUUUCUGGAGCUGCCCCAUGAUCUCUGUUUUGUGUCGAUAUUAACAGGAUAUUUUGCUGUUUAACAUCAUCUGUUAAAAGAGCAAAAUCAGGGUGGUGCUUUGGUCUGUGUUGCACAGACAUAUCUUGAUUUAGGGUCUCAUCAAAAUUGUAAAACAGUUCUUGUAUUUCACUUCCACAGUGCUAACUCAGCGGAUACUGUCGCCUUAGAAGAGACAGUUUAAUCACAGAGUGAGGUGUUCAAUUUUUUACUUUUUAAAUCUUUUGCUGAUAUUUUUAGUGAGUUACGGAUAUUAUUCUUGACCACAUACGCAAGAAAAAUUUAAAAGGCAAAGAUUUUUGAUGUUUCGGUGCCCCUCAUCUGGUGUGCAUAAAGGGUUAAAGCAGUACUGUGUGCCGAGCGCUGCUGAUGGAGCAGAUAGCAGUCCUGUAAUAAAAGCCUCACAGGAAAAGAGGACACGCCACUGACAGAGUUAAUAAUGAAAGAUCCUGCCUCUGAUUUCUUUCUGAAACACCAGCCACUGGAAUAUUACAAGUGUCACUUACACACUGUUUUGGAAAAAGAGGGGGGUGGGGGGUGGUGAAGUGAUGGAGGGAAAAAAAAUUGAGGGAGCUAAGCGUCAGUGUGAUGAUGAAGGAGAAAGUUGUGGAUUGAAUGGGAUGUCUUUGUCACGGUGUAUGAAAGGUGGAGGCGUGAGAGCUGUCUCACUAUAGGGCUGACUGAGAUGCUUCGGAGAUAAUCUGCCUGCUAAUAUUAGACAUCUACACCAGCUUUUACACACAGAGGAGCAUCCUUUUGUGUUGUGCUGUACCUGUUUCUGAAAAAUAAACCAAGGCUUCAACUUUUCUCAUGACUAGAAACAGCACUUUCCAUGUCAAACUGUAUCCCUGCCGAAAUCAAACUUACUGUACUUCUGUAGGGUGUUUGGAUUGGCCAUUUUCCUGACAUCGGUGCUCAACAUGUUCAUCCCAUCAGCAGCCAGGGUGCACUACGGCUGUGUGAUGUUUGUCCGCAUCCUGCAGGGCCUUGUGGAGGUAAGAGCAAAGGGUGUUAGCAGUAAGAAGGAUAGAGAGAACAGUGAGUCAUUGGUAUAGAGCAGUGGUUCUCAAGUCCAGUCCUCGAGGCCCACUGUCCUGCAUGUUUCAAAGUUUCCCUGCUCCAACACAUCAAGCUCUGUAAUGGCUUAAUAACGAGCUUAUCAUUUGAAUCAGGUGUGAAACACCCAAAACAUGCAGGACAGUGGGCCUCGAGGACUGGACUUGAGAACCACUGGUAUAGAGUAAUACUCUGACAUUCUAGUCGAUGAGGCUCAUUUCUGUCUGAGAUACCACCUGCAGCAUGUGGGCCUAUCUUGGCAUGUGGACUGAAAUGAAUGGAAAACAGUUAGUCUUGCUCUGGUUUUAUUUCAUAGAGGCCUCACAUAUAUAAACAGAGUCAUAGCAGGUAUUAAUGCUCAUGGAUAACUCCCAGCAAGCAACACAGAUGUUCAGCACUUCCUUUGAAGCGACUCCCAUUUUUGACUCUUUAUUGUCUCUCACUGCUCACAUUUUUUACUGCAUGUCUUUACCAGGGUGUCACCUACCCAGCAUGCCACGGGAUGUGGUCAAAAUGGGCGCCGCCUCUUGAACGAAGUCGACUGGCAACAACUUCAUUCUGCGGUGAGACUAAACUUUCACACAACAGUUAGAUUUCCUCUCAUACCCUCCUCGUGAGUCACGUUGGGACUGGUCCGUUAAUGGACCCGAGAGAGCUUAUUUUGCUUUGCAGAUUGAGUCCACUGCUGCCUCUGCUGAAAUUAAAACAACCAUGUUGCACUUUAAACAGGUGCCAUGACAACCCAGGCAUCAAAACCCUCUUGACAUUGUCUGUAAAUGAACGGGGCUCACCUGCGUACUCUAAAGGAGCUCCUGUCUCUAUUCACCUAAAUGAAGUGUAACAAUGCUUACUGUGUGAUAGCACCCUAAUGCUCCCUGCUCUAUUCAAAGCAACAGUGUUUAUAGAUCUGUGCCUUUAUAGAAAACACAUUCAAACACCCUCUCUACUGCAGAGUUUAUUCAGUGAUACUAAUGUGUUUCCAGGAUGUGUUUUGUUUUUAUAAGGACAUGUUUGCACUAAAUAGAGUUGUAUUUUCUGCUAUGAAAGCCUUAAAAAGUUGACAACUAUUUAAAAUUGUGAUGGAAACAGGCAUAUUUUGACAUUGAUCUGAAUAUUUGAUCAAUUCUUUAUAAGGUUUUACAGAUACAGUGCCUUGAAAAAGUAUUCAUACCCCUUGAACUUUUUCACAUUUUGUCACUCUACAACCACAAACUUAAACGCAUUUUAUUGAUAUUUUUUGUCAUAGAUCAACACAAAGUCGCACAUAAUUGUGAAGUGGAACGAAAAUGAUACAUGGUUUUCAAAAAUUUAGACAAAUAAAAAUCUGAAAAGUGUGGUGUGCAUUUGUAUUCAGCCCCCUGUACUCUGAUACCCCUGAAUAAAAUGCCAAUAUAAUUGCCAAUAUUUUUUCAAAGCACUGUAUCUAAUGUUACUUCCUACACUGAAAUCUAAAAACAUUUAUUCCCAGGAUCGUACGCAGGAGCAGUGAUUGCCAUGCCGCUAGCAGGGGUGCUGGUUCAGUACGUCGGGUGGUCUUCCGUUUUCUACAUCUAUGGUAACAAAGAUGUUUCGAUGACUGUCACUUAUUUCAUAUCACAACACUGCAGAGCCGACUGACAUAAAACAAUAGAAACAUUGAAUGUACUGAGAUUCAUAAAACAUGAACUUUUUUAUAAAACCAGUGGGAAAAAAACUUAAGAUUUUACCCAAAUUUCAAUGAAAUUACUCAUAAUUCAUUAAUAAUUGCAGUUCAUACAGUAUGAAGUCUGUUGCAUGUGGCAGACUGAUUACCCAGAGUAGCACAUCGGUAACACUUAAUGUUAGUUUGUGUAAAAGGCUGAAUGCAUAAACCUUGCUGCUCUGUUGCAUUUGUAUGCUUUUCACAGUGUUAUCUGAACUGCUUCAGACUUUGAUUAAAAUGAUUAACAGUGACAUAAAAUUCAUUCUUUACCAAGUGUGCUUUAAUAAAAAUCUACUCUGCUUCUGCUGUGAUAUGAUCUCAUGAUUUAUUGAUGUAAAUUAGCAUUUUCCUGUCUGGGCUCCCUGCCUCACACCUGCUUCAUUUCAUUUUAAUAAUGAAAACUCUCGUGGUCCAGAGAAGGUCAGCUUUGCUUUAUUUCGCCUUUCCUGCCCUCAGGCUGCUCUUUUAAGUCUUACAGAGCCUUGAUGACUCAUAAAACAUCUCAGAGUUUCUUUGUUUGUUUGUGUCUAAGGUGUUUUUGGGAUCAUAUGGUACAUCAUGUGGCUCCUCCUGGCCUAUGGGAGUCCUGCAGUACAUCCCACCAUCACUGACGAGGAGAGGAUAUACAUAGAGACCACUAUUGGUGAAACAAUGCGCCAGCUGAGUGUGACUGAGGUAUGUGAGCGUUACUCCCAACCAGUUUAAAGGUCCUACAGUUGCCUACGACACACAGACACACUGUAAACAGCAGUUUCUGUCUCAUAACUGCAGAAAUUCAAGACUCCAUGGCGUCGUUUCUUUACCUCCAUGCCCGUCUAUGCCAUCAUCGUGGCCAACUUCUGCCGCAGCUGGACCUUCUACCUGCUCCUCAUCAGCCAGCCAGCAUAUUUUGAGGAAGUCUUUGGCUUCCCUAUCAGCAAGGUAGUUCCUGAAGCUACACAGUGGCAAUCACAAUGGAUGAUAUUCAUGAACAGUCUUAGUCACGAAGCCAUCUGAAUGACCAAUCUGAUGGUUUCCUGUGUGUGUGUGUGUGUGUGUGUGUGUGUGUGUGUGUGUGUGUGUGUGUGUGUGUGUGUGUGUGUGUGUGUGUGUGUGUCACCUCCCAACAGGUGGGGAUCCUGUCCGCUGUGCCCCAUAUGGUGAUGACAAUAGUGGUCCCUAUUGGGGGACAGUUAGCUGACUUCUUGCGCAGUAACAAAAUCAUGUCUACAACAAAUGUGAGGAAACUUAUGAACUGUGGAGGUAGGUCACGUAAAAGGGAAACAGGUUGGUUGUCUUUUAAAGGUCCAGUACGCGGUUUUAUUGCUUGUAUAGUAAAUACAUACUUUUGUUAUCCUUUAGUCUAGCAAUGCUAAAAACAUGCAUGCUAGCUGCUUUGGUUUAAGUUACAAACACCAUCAUGAAUAUCUUAAAAUAGAAACAGUGACUGGUUUUGAUUUUUAACAAAAAUGUGCUUUUACGGGUUCUUCUGGAGAACUCGCCAUCUUUGUGUUACCCACUUCCUCUGCACUUCCACUAGCUGGCACUACCUCUCUGUGCUCCCCCAAGACUCUGCCUUGUGUUUUGAUGUUAUAGUUUUAGUAUCUAUGGGGGAUGGUAUGAGAAGAGGAGGAGAGGAUUGCAGUAUAGACCUGGACAAGAUUUAUUUACUAGCGGGUUCUUGCAUAUCACACUUCUUCAACUUAAAGCUCCUGUGAGGAACAGUCAGUCUGUGUCCAUUUUGGCGGCCCCUGUGGCGAGCAGUCUUUGCUCAUCUUGUUCUAUGACAGAUGUUUCUUAUCUUGCUGACUUUUGACAGUCAAGUUUAUCAUUUCCGGUAAAGUUUUUAUGCGGGAAAUGUAAUAACAGGCUGUUUCAGUGCUCUGCUGACACCUACCCCCCUCACACAGGUUUCAGGCAUUAAAAAUGAUAGGAAGAUAACAGUCAGUCUUGUCACUGAUGGUCUAGUUUGACUUUAUAUGUCAUGAGAUAAAAGCAAAAGCAUGAUAAUUAUUUUUUUUCCAUUGUUUUGAUUGUUCUUAUACCAAAUGGAUGCAGGACUGCUCCUGUUAUUUUCACAGGGUUUGGGAUGGAGGCCACCUUGCUGCUCGUGGUUGGGUUUUCUCACACCCGCGGUGUCGCCAUUUCCUUCCUCGUCCUGGCUGUUGGAUUCAGCGGCUUUGCCAUCUCGGGUAAAAGGACACAUUUAAAGAUAUUUGUGUUUCCCCCUGCAGUUACUGACUCAAGUUUGACCCACUGGCUGUGUAUGGAUCAAAAAAUGUGCCUUCAUUUCUGCCCAUUGUGAGACUACCUUGAUGGGUGCUGACAUAUUGCAGUGGUGGAGUCAGAGCAUGCGCAGAAGCAACCUGACCAAACUCAUCAAAAGUAUGAACACUUGGACAUGUCAGCAUGUUAAAACUAAAUGAAAUGGCAGAAACCAAGUUUGAAAAGAUUAUCUUACAUUUUAUUGGAUUUUAAAGUGUCACCCAUGUUCCAUCUGUUAACAUGUACAAGCAGGUUUUGGCUCUAUAUUGCAGCCAGUCAACAGGGGGAGCUUUGAAUCUUUGGGCUUCACAGUCCACUUAUUACAUCUGUUUGAACAUACUGUCUUUGUCUUGACUGUACAUGAAACCUUAAACAGCUCAAACAGACCUUUCUCUUUUUCUCUUUCCCUUUGUUCUCUGUGUUUUGUGGUAUAAAAAGUUGUUAAAUCUGAAAAGCUGCACUGUUUCUCCUUCGGGUGAGAUAAAGUGUUGCCAGGCUUGCACACAGACAACCCUCCUGAAUAUUUCAUAGACUGUUGUCAAGGAAACAAUGAAAAGAAAACAGCCAAAACUUGUUUGUGUGAUAUAAUUCAUGUUCACAUUAAUGAAAUAUUCAAAUAUGACAAGAAUUAUCGUUUUAUGUUUCUCAUGCUGUGGUUUGGUUCUCUCUUUCCCUUCAGGUUUUAAUGUCAAUCAUCUGGAUAUCGCUCCUCGUUAUGCCAGCAUCCUGAUGGGUAUCUCAAAUGGGGUGGGAACGCUAUCUGGGAUGGUGUGUCCUCUGAUCGUUGGAGCCCUGACGAAACACAAGGUAAAGCUAGAAGACUGUAACACGACGGAAACUGUAAAAGUUGAUAAGUUAUUCAAACACUUUUGCAUUUUAAAGAUUUGGCACCUGACUAUCAAUUCUGAGGUCCUUCAAUCAUCUGAUAUCCCACUGACUUUUUCUUCUUUUUAGUGUUAAUCAUUGGUGCACUGAACAUUAUAGGAUACUCAGAAACACUGCCUCAUGCUGAUCUCUGUUAAUAAUGGAUAGCCCUUUAAAAUCUAUAAUGCACUUUAAAAUCAUAGCCUUUUGUUGCCAUGAAUGAGGCAGUGAAUUUACUGCAAUACGUCACAAGUGAGUUAGAUUUAAGCAGGAAAUUCACUGGCUUUAUUCAUCCCCCUCAGACUCGCCUGGAGUGGCAGAACGUCUUUGUUAUUGCGUCUAUGGUGCAUUACACCGGGGUCAUCUUUUACGCUAUCUUUGCUUCUGGAGAGCAGCAGGAGUGGGCCAACCCUGAGACCACCAGUGAGGAUAAAUGUGGUAUUAUUGAUGAGGACGAGCUGGCUGAGGAGUCAGAGCUGAACACUGAGAACGUGAUGGCUCCCAAAAAGAGCUAUGGGACUGCAGACAGUUCAGCUGGACGGAAACAGGGCUGGACAAAGAAGAGAGGGGUGACCAUGCAAGAGGAGGAGGAACAUUUUAGGAAUGGGGACUAUCAGGAGGGGUACCAGUGAGAUGCCUGUGGGCCAAAAGACUCUCCAAACACUCAAAUCAUGGGAAGGCUGAGGGUUCAUUUUCACAUGUGGGAAUGUGGAAAACAUUGGAGAAGAGAAGAGCAGCUGCAUCAUAUGUACCUCAUAAUGGCCUUUUUUGUUGUUGUUGUUUUUGGCUAAUUCUGCAGUUUAACUGUGAAGUACUGUCAUGUCCACCAGAAAGUGGGAACACAACAUGGAAAAAGUUGUAUUUUAAACCAUUUUUAUUAUAAUUGAAGUGACAUAGUAAAAAUAAAAAAAAGAUUAAUCUGAAAAGUUAGUACAAAUUUCAACUUCGCUGACACAAACUGUAGACCAGCAUUUCUUUCAUUGUAGAAACUGAACACACCAACAUUUAUGAACAAACUUUUGCAAGCAAAAUGUCCACUGGACUUUAUGUCGCUUUCUUUGCACCUUGUGAACAGUUUUUGAUAUGUUUAGUGUCAGCUAUGCAACAAGAAGAGACAUACACCUGGAAUGUACUAACAAAACUGACAGCAGACCACGGUGUUAAUGUAAUGUGCUGUAUAUCAUUUGAAAGCUUGUUGUAUGUAUUUGCUGUUCUAAAAAGAUUGCACUCUUUCACUUUUUGGCUUGCUCCACUUGUCUAAGUUGGUUUCUGCUCAGCAUUCUUUGGCAUCUCCUUCCAGUUUCGUAAUGGAAUGAAAUGGAUGGUGAGUUCAGAGCUGACAUCAUUCCGGCAAGCAUUUAGUGUAACUCUGCUCUUUUGUUGUUUUGUCUUUUUUUGCAAAUAUCUGAACGUUUGUGACAUGGAGACUGAAUUUGUUUCUGGAAAGACAUUAUGUACUGUAAUAUUUCACUUAAAUCAUAAAUGCCUAUGGGAAAAA